Molecule: messenger RNA, 1165 nt
Organism: Lycium ferocissimum
Lineage: Eukaryota; Viridiplantae; Streptophyta; Magnoliopsida; Solanales; Solanaceae
Product: myb-related protein 308-like
Exons: 3
Coding region: 207-1067 (286 amino acids)
Source: RefSeq, a predicted model, not a curated record
UGUAAAAUAUUAUAUAUAUGAUCCAUGUGAGAAAUAGUUUAAUCACUUCUAGAUCUAAGUUCAGCUUCUGCAUUGUACUUAAAUACAUAUACAACUAUAUAUGCACAUACACUCUUCAAAAGGAGCUUGUAUUAUUUAAAAGUUGUCCCUUGCUUAUGCUAUAUCAUAAACACCAAAUAUAUCUUCAUCAUUGUCUCUGAAAAUCAAUGGGAAGAAAACCAUGUUGUUCUGAAGAAGGUUUGAAGAAAGGUGCAUGGACUACAAACGAGGAUAUGAUUCUUACUGAAUAUGUCAAGGAACAUGGAGAAGGCACUGGAUGGAGAUCUCUUCCUAAGAAAGCUGGGCUACUCAGAUGUGGAAAGAGUUGCAGAUUAAGAUGGGUGAACUAUCUUAAGCCAGGGCUCAAGAGAGGUAGCUUUACACCUGAAGAAGAAGAUCUUAUUGUUCGACUUUAUACUCUUUUGGGUAGUCGGUGGUCCCUUAUUGCUGGAAGAAUACCUGGUAGAACAGACAAUGACAUCAAGAAUUAUUGGAACACACAUCUUCUCAAGAAACUCAAAGCUCAAGGAAAUGAGCCAAGAAGACACAAAUCUCUUGCAAGCCACACUAGAAGAAGAACAAAGGAGAAAGCAAAUGUCCCUUCCCAAACUUACCAUAAAAAUGACGACGAAAAGAAGAAGAGGAGGAAGAAGAAGAAGGGAAAAAUUACAGAAAACGGUAGUAACAUUGAAGAGGGAGAACAAGUAGCUAAGAAGACAGAGGAGCAGUGCCAUACGCAGGAUUCUGUGCAAGCAGUGUCAGCUAAUAAUCACAAUUUUACAAGUUCUUCUAGUAGUCAAGAUGUUACAAGCAGUGCAGCCUCUACUAGUGAAGUAAAUCUUGAAGAAAAUGACAACAUUGGAAUUUAUGAGAAAUUUCAGGUGAUAGAUGAAUUACUCCUGGAUGAUAAUUGCCUUCUUUCACUUAAUCAAUGCACAGAGUUCAAUACUGAAAGCCAGAUGAUGUUGAACGAGAUUUAUCAAGAGUAUUUUCAGCUUGUUUCCGAAAAUUCAUAUCAUAUUAAAUAAAGAUCAUGUAGAUUCUUUUGUCUGCUUUAGUCAAGAUGGCCUUUGAGAUGCCAAUGAGACAUGUAUAUUUAUUUAUCCAAUGAAUAAAUUUGUCUAGG